AUGAAUAACUCAGCGGUUGAUCCAAAUAAAUAUCGUUUCAAUGUCUCCAAUGUCUUCAAGCCGUUGUCUCCAACACUUAAUAAAGGAUUCAGAUCUUAUGGAGUAUGUCUUCUGGAAGUGGUGGCUUUCUUGGCACUGGGAAUUUAUUGUGGAGGGUAUCUGGUCAACAAGAACUAUCAUAUUGGUACGAAUUUUAAUGGACUUACUGGUUUUUUUAGGCAUGUACAGUAUUGUAAUAUCAGUUUUAUUCCUAUCUGGUGUUUGGAUUCAUUUUCUUGGGCUUCAUUUCAAUUCGAGAAGGUUGCUUCUGGUUCACUGCUACUCAUGUAUGGCUAUCGCUAUGUUCCAAAUUAUGGUUUUGAUGACCGGCAUCUUAAUCGAUGUUUUUUAUGAGGUUCUGCUCCUUCAGCCAAGUGCAAGGUAGUUUAAAUCAAACUGCUGUUUUAUUAUUUGUGAUAUGUUCCAGAAAGGUGCUGUUGACACUGAGUAUGGAGAUGUUAUGUUCGAGUGCCCUGGCUGUCCUCUUCGGGAUUUCUAGUUAUAUAAGGGCCAGAGAGAUCAGAACUUUCCAAAUGGCCAGGGAUUCUUUUAUAUUUUUCCUCAGGGGAUUCGGUGAGUUUCCUGAUGUAAACUUCACCUUAUUAAUACUUUAUUCUCGUCUUUAGAUGCCUAUUUGACCUCUUCGUUUGGCCACAAAUUCCCGAAAUACACUGUCCAGUACAAGAAAUAG
Messenger RNA from Bursaphelenchus xylophilus (pine wood nematode), 730 nucleotides. Lineage: Eukaryota; Metazoa; Nematoda; Chromadorea; Rhabditida; Aphelenchoididae. The record is from the annotation of a GenBank genome assembly.